Conger conger (European conger) is the source of this 3465-nucleotide messenger RNA. It is a transcript of the gene nuak2, whose product is annotated as NUAK family, SNF1-like kinase, 2. Gene Ontology annotation, biological process: microtubule cytoskeleton organization; protein phosphorylation; intracellular signal transduction. Gene Ontology annotation, molecular function: ATP binding; protein serine/threonine kinase activity; tau-protein kinase activity. The record is from RefSeq and is a predicted model, not a curated record. Lineage: Eukaryota; Metazoa; Chordata; Actinopteri; Anguilliformes; Congridae. Bases 161 to 1984 code for a protein of 607 amino acids. The transcript is spliced from 6 exons. Gene Ontology annotation, cellular component: cytoplasm.
ACCUGGUGUUGUUCCGUUCCUGAUGCACUUUUGAAUACGAGGUGAACGAUGUGGCAAAGAGGACAUAGUAGAGGAAAGUUAGGAGUAUUUUAACGAGAUAAGUAGCUCUUCUGUUUUUGGUUAGAUUUUUUUGUGUGCAAACUAUAAACAACGUUUUACUAUGGAGCGCAUCGAUAUCUCGAAAUACCUGGGAACUUUACCAAAAGAAAGCGAGCUUUCUGUCGGUAACUCCCAGAGACGCCAUGCCGUGAAGAGACAUCACCACAAACACAACCUCAAACACAGAUAUGAAUUUCUUGAAACUCUGGGCAAAGGAACUUACGGAAAAGUAAAGAAAGCCGUUGAAAGAUCUGGCAGAAUGGUUGCCAUCAAAUCCAUAAGGAAGGAGAAGAUAAAGGAUGAACAGGACCUGGUACACAUCCGGAGAGAGAUCGAAAUCAUGUCUUCUCUAAACCACCCUCACAUCAUCAACAUCUACGAAGUGUUUGAGAACAAGCACAAGAUCGUGAUCGUGAUGGAGUACGCCAGCCGCGGGGACCUGUACGACUACAUCUGCGAGCAGCAGAAGCUGAGCGAGCAUGAGGCGCGCCACUUCUUCCGCCAGAUCGUGUCCGCGGUGCACUACUGCCACAGGAAUGGAAUCGUGCACAGGGACCUGAAGCUGGAGAAUAUUCUUCUGGAUGGACAAGGGAAUGUGAAGAUUGCAGAUUUCGGGCUGUCGAACCUGUACCGGGGUGACGAGUUCCUGCAGACGUUCUGCGGCAGUCCACUGUACGCCUCGCCUGAGAUCGUGAACGGCCGGCCGUAUAAAGGCCCUGAGGUGGACAGCUGGUCCCUGGGGGUGCUGCUGUACACCCUGGUGCAUGGAGCCAUGCCCUUCGAUGGCCAGGACUACCGCAACCUCAUCCGCCAGAUCAGCUCUGGCGAUUACCGCAAGCCUACCAAACCUUCCGACGCCUGUGGACUGAUCCGCUGGAUGUUGAUGGUGAAUCCGGAGCGAAGAGCCACGCUGGAGGAGAUCGGCAGGCACUGGUGGCUGAACUGGGGCUACGGCGACCCUCUGAUCAGCGACCCCGAGCCUGUGGCGGAGCAGCCGGUCGCCGCGGCGCCCCAGACGGGCGGGCUGGCGGGCAUCGCCGGCUGGCUGCGCAGGAACUCCCGGCCGCUCCUGGAGAACGGCUCCAAGGUGCGCUGCCUCCUGCGCUCUCAAGGGGGCGACGUGGUGCGGCAGCGCUCCCUGCGGAGGUCCAGGAAGGAGAACAACGUCUCCCAGACCAUGCAGGACGGGACGUCGGCCCGCCCCUUCAAGGGCAUCCUGAAGAAGCGCGGCAGCCUGAAGCAGAAGGCCCUUAACGAGCCGCAGAGCAGCGAGAGCGAGAACACCAAACCCGCCUCUCCCUCGCCCCCCGCAGCCUCUCCCUCGCCCCCCUCCUCCGUCUCCCUCCCCCGGAAGGGCAUCCUGAAGAAGCCGACGGAGCGGGAGUCGGGGUACUACUCCUCCUCCCCCGAGAGCAGCGACUCCGCCCAGACCCCCCAGGCCUCCGCGUCGCCGGCCAGCCCCCCGCGUAGGAAGGGCAUCCUCAAGCGGCCGGGGAAGUUCUCCACGGGCUGCGCCCAGGACUUCGGCUCCCUGGACCAGCUGGCGUGCGCGGGCCAGCGAGGGGGGCGGGCGCGGCCGUCGGGGGCCAUCAGCGAGGACAGCAUCCUCUCCUCCGAGUCCUUCGACAUGCUGGACCUGCCGGAGCGCAGGGGCCUGCCACCCCCGGCCGAGCCGCCCCGGGGCGGGGGCAUGCGAGCGUCCGUCUCUGCAGACGACCUGCUGGGGCUCAGGGACUGCGCGGGGGAGGGGGGCCGGCAGCACAACCUGUGGGACAUGCGCUGCUAUCAGACCGGCAUCGCAGAGAGCGCCUUCUCCAUCACCGACUGCGAAAACGUGACUGAGGCCUACAGGCGGUCGGUGGAGCUCUGCGGACACACCUGUUAAACCAGGCCGUUCUGCCGUUAUGACAUUUUCAGUGAGACAAAAGGGAGGGUGUCAUCGCUUACUGCACAUUAAGAAUGGCGUUGGGAAUGCCUGCAAAGACUUGUUUAACUGAAGUAUUUCGAACCAUGAUUACUGGAGUUGGAUAGUGGUUUGGGGUUAGCCAUUAGCAGGGAGACUUUUUUGAAGAUGGUGUGGUCUUCAGUACCAUACCAAAACCCUUCAACACUACCAAAAAGACUUGUGACCAAGACUUCAGACUGCAAAUACUUUUACCUUCUUAUUGAUAUCCAGUAGUUUUUUUUUUUCGAAUGUACUUUGUACUUGAAAAAUGUUCCAGCAGUAUAAGUCAAUGAAUCUCAGGAAUAUAAAGUUAUUGUUAUGCAGUUAUAUUAAUUUUUAUACAUUGAUGGAUUUAUUCAAACUAAAAUAAGUAGGCAAACUCUGAAUCUGGUUGCAUUUAAUUCUCAGUACUUUUAAAGACUCCAUGAAGCCUUUACUAUGUUUUCGGUACAUCCAUCACAGGGGGAGUUUGAUCUAAGUACCUUCUAAAGGCAUUUUUUGGAAAAGGCAAUCAAAAUGAUUAUUAUCUCUAUUGGAUCUCAAUGAGAGGGUGGCUAUUUGAGAUUUAUCUGAAGUGUGACUUGAACUGGUUUUUUGUGUCCAUUUGUCAUGUUGUAAUUUACUUGUUGCUUUUUAAUGUUGAAUUUUAUUUUUAAAUUUGACUCAAGUGAAACCAUCCGUUAGUCUUAAAUGGGGGAGUUAAUUUAACUCUUAUCCUUACCAAAGACCUAGAUUGUAUGCAAAGGGUAACUCAACACAAUUAUCACAUCAUCCAUGCUAUUUCAAACAAAAUGCGAUCUUUAGUGCAUUUGAUUAGUCUGACCAUUGAAAGAUCUGCUGUAACUGGGCUUAAUAUGCAAGUGUGACCAAGGGGGUUGUGCUAUGCUCACCUAAUAUGAUACUCAAGACGGUUUGCUUUAAAAAAGAUAUGCAUAUCCUAUGUACACUUCAGAUGAGUGUGUGUAUCCAGAAGGUUAAUCUUUCAGGGAAAGGAAUGCUAAAUAAGUGCCAUUAACGUCAAUUAUGAAUCCAUAUACCAUCUGUUGGACAGGGUUAAUGUUUUGCCUUUAUGACGAGUGUAGAACAGUCUAGCCUAAUAACAACGGGGCUUUAUCUCUAUUGCAUUACAAGGACAGAGGGUAAAGGUUUGUUUCGGUUUCUGGUAAAUCUGAUGGGGGGGGGGGGGGAAUUGGACUGCACUCUUAUGCCUUAAGGCGACUUGAAUUGCAAUCCAGCUUUUGGUUGUGCCUUAUUCAAUACUAUUAAUCCGAUUUGGUGCAAUUGUUGAGAAAUUUGUUAAGAAUGUUUACACCGAUUACUGCACGCUGUUUAUCAUCCUGUGCAUACAGCUACAGAUGUUUGUGAUCAUGUGACUAGAAUGUGGAUAUUCCCUCAAUAAAACAGAAUGCAAUUCUUAAACA